AUGGGAAAAAGCUUUCUCGGAGACGACGGUGACGACUCUCCACUGAACAAUGAUCCCCUUGAGCUCGAGGUCGAUGAGGAUUACGCUCUUAAGUUGGCGUUCAAUAGGGAGCGCGAGGAUCGCCAGAAAUACGACGAGAUGGUGAAAGGAGGUCGAAUCAGCAAGGACGACGACGAGCUCAAGGUCGAGGAUUCAGACGAAGAAGCAAAAAUUCCAGAAAUGUCUGACCCAGAGGAUGAUCGCGUAGACCUUUUCGAUAAGUUGGUUAAGUAUAAGAGACGGGAGUAUCCGGCGAAGGUUGAGGUUAAUAAGGAGGAUGGGGAGGAGAAGAAGAAGAAGAGGAGGAAGAAGAAGAAGAAUGAGGAGGAGGGGAAGGAGAAGAUGUAUCUGAAAGACGUUCAGGCGAGGCAAUUGCUCGAGAACGGUCCAGAGUUUGAUGAAGAAGACGAAGAGAGGAUUCAGACUCGCGAUGAGGAGCAGGAGGCUUUAAGGCAAGCUGUAGCCGACGCUGUGGAGGCUGGAGGGAGCGAGAGUGAUGAUGAUAGUGAUGAUGAUGGUGAUGAUCUGUUGAGAGUGAAGGAAGGAGAUGAUUUGGAAGUUGACGAUGAGGAGGUGAAAAAGAAAGCGGAUGAAUACUUCGGCGACGAAGCUGAGCUUGACGAAGGCAAUAAGUUCCUGAGAGAUUACUUUCUGAAACAGAUGUGGAAGGAGAAAGAGGGAAAGAUUGAUCAAGCAGAGUUGGAUCAGCUGGAGGAAGAAUUCGAGGAGGUCAAUGAUCAAGAGAACUAUGAGUUGAAGUUUAGGCAUCAGGAGAAGAAUGCAGAGGAGACGGUUAUGGGUCAUUCUAGGAUUGUUGAAGGGUCGGUGAGGAAGAAGGACAGCUCGAGGAAAACGCAGAGGAAGAACAAAGAGGCGAGAGAGAAGAUGGCUGAGAUUGAGAGGCAAGAGGAGGUUAAGAGGCUGAAGAAUGUCAUGAAGAAGGAGAUUAACGAGAAGAUGAAGAGAGUGCUCGCUGUCGCUGGUUUUAAAGAAGGUGAUGAAAUUGCUUUAGGUGCUAAAGACCUUGAUGAUGAGUUUGAUCCCGUUAAGUAUGAUGAGAUGAUGAAAGCUUUGUAUGAUGAGAAAUACUAUGGUGCGGAGGAUGAUGGUAUGCGUAGUGAUGAGGAUGAUGAGAAACCGGACUUUGACAAGGAAGAUGAAUUGCUUGGACUUCCAAAGAACUGGGGUGUGAUUCAGAGUGGGGAUGGUUUUGAAGCUGCCAAGGAAAAGGUUUCGAAACUUAAGGAGAAUGUCUCUUCUUCUGAUGAAGAGGAGGUCGAAGAGGAAGUAGAAGAGGUGGAAGGGAGAGAGGGGAAGAGGAAGAGAAAGCAAAAGAUUUCUCUUGUGAAACGAGUCAAGGAAGAGUUGAUGGAUGAGUACUACAAGCUAGACUACGAGGGUACGAUUGAUGAUUUGAAAACGAGGUUCAAGUUUGCGAAAGUUCAGCCAAACAGCUACGGGCUAAAGACUUCGGAUAUACUCGUCUUGGACGACUCGGAGCUGAACCAGUUCGUGCCAUUGAAGAAGAUGGCUCCGUUCGUGGAAAAGGAUUGGGAGGUGAAUAAGUACAAGCUCAAGGAGCAGAAAAUGAAGAUCAGGGAGGUGUACCAGAGGAUCAGGGAGAACAAUGACGAGAAGAGAAGCAAGAAGAGAAAGAAGAGUGAUGUCGUUGAAAAGACGAAACCUGCACCGGUGGUAGAAGAGGAAGUCGAGGAAGAUGAAACAAAGCUGUCGAAGAAGGCCAAGAGAAGAAGGCGUGAAGCUGAGAAGAAGCUUCCUGCAAACAGAAUGGUUGCUUAUGGGAAGACACCAAAUUGA
Molecule: messenger RNA, 1857 nt
Organism: Microthlaspi erraticum
Lineage: Eukaryota; Viridiplantae; Streptophyta; Magnoliopsida; Brassicales; Brassicaceae
Source: the annotation of a GenBank genome assembly